GUAAGGAAGAAAGAAUUUGUCUCCCUUGGUGAGACUUUUUCUUUGCACAUUUCUGAAUUAAUAAUUUGUCAGUUCAUUCAAAAGGGUUUCUCCGUGUUUAUUUAGAGAAAUAAGCAUUUGGUUUCUGUUGAGAGAAGAUGAAGUUUGGGAAGGAAUUCGCAGCACAGUUGGUGCAAGAAUGGCAAGAUGCAUACAUGGACUACAAUUAUCUGAAAACAAUCUUGAAAGAUAUAUUGCGGUUCAAACAACAGCAGUACACACCAUCUCCGAUGGCGGCGGCGACGAAAGGGUCAUUGAAGAGAAGGGUGUCAUUGUAUAGAGCCUUUAGUGGGCUAACAAGCAAGUACAGAAACUCUCCAAGGAAGAGUGAAGAUGAAGCAAUACUGGUGAGUUCAGUACAAGAAGAGGGAUCAGAAGAUGGGAAGUAUCAGACUAUGUUUCUCAUGUCAUCUGAUGAAGGAGGAGAGCACGAGCUUGUGUUCUUCAGGAGGCUUGAUGAUGAGUUCAAUAAAGUGGUUCAUUUUUAUAAGAAGAAAGUGGAGGAAGUGAUGGUAGAGGCAGAGGAAUUGAGUAAACAAAUGAAUGCCUUGAUUGCUCUGAGGAUCAAGAUUGAAAAUCCAAUGGUUGGUGGGGCUAACAUGCUCAGUCUUGCCUCUUCUGCAUCCUCAAUUCAUCCCAUAAAUGGCAGAACACCGGGUAAAGAGAAUUCGCAUAUGGAUACGAUUCAAGAAGUUGAGAUGAGCAGUGAAGGACAGUCAGAGAGUGAAAGGGGAGGAAGCAGUGGAAGAAAGGCUGAUAUGGAAGGCUUUAGACCAGCUUCAUUAGAAGUGUUGGAUCAUGUACAGAUCAAUAUCGAGCCUGAAACUCCGGUAUCAACGCUAAAAGGUGUCCUCAAGAGUUCGAAAUCAGACAGGUCAUUCAGCAAGCGUGAGCUACGGAAAGCAGAACAACUAAUGACACAGGCUUUUGCUGAGUUCUACCAAAAGCUUAGACUUUUGAAAAGCUACUGCUUUUUGAAUCAACUGGCAUUCUCCAAGAUCAUGAAGAAGUAUGACAAGAUCACUUCCAGAAAUGCAUCAAAGACUUACUUAGAGAUGGUGGAUAAUUCUUAUCUUGGAAGUUCUGAUGAGGUUACUAAGCUCAUGGAAAGGGUGGAAGCUACUUUUGUUAAGCACUUUGCAAAUGGAAAUCACAGCAAAGGAAUGGACACAUUAAGACCAAAAGCCAAGAGGGAGAGGCAUACCAUUACAUUUUUCUUAGGUACCUUCUUUGGCUGCUCCAUUGCACUUGUAGUUGGCAUUUUUGUGGCACUCCAUGCUCGAGAUGUUCUGAAUAAUCCAGGGCGCGCUAAAUAUAUGGAUAACAUUUUUCCACUUUACAGCCUUUUCGGAUACAUUUUCCUGCAUAUGCUCAUGUAUGCUGGAAACAUAUACUUUUGGAAGCGUUUUCGAGUAAAUUAUUCAUUCAUACUAGGCUUCAAGCAAGGAACUGAAUUGGGUUUCAGAGAAGUCCUUCUAGUUAGUUCAGGUCUUGCUGUACUUACAUUUGGUGGGGUCUUAUCAAAUUUGGAUAUGGAGAUGGAUCCAAGAACACAAAGCUUCACAGUUAUCACUGAGCUCGUCCCUUUGGCUCUACUUCUUCUUGUGAUUCUAAUAACAUUCUGUCCUUUCAAUAUCAUAUACCGUUCUAGCCGGUUUUUCCUCAUCCGAUGUACAGUUCACUGUAUUUUUGCACCUCUUUACAAGGUUAACCUCCCAGAUUUCUUCUUGGCAGAUCAGCUUACUAGCCAGGUGCAAGCUUUUAGAAGUUUGGAAUUCUAUAUUUGCUACUAUGGAUGGGGGGACUUCAAAAAGAGGGAAAAUUCCUGUAGAACAAGUGAUGUUUUUAACACUUUUUACUUAGUUGUAGCAAUCAUUCCAUAUUGGAUUCGGUUCCUUCAGGUACUCAAUGUUGCAUCGAAAUUUUUAUGUUGUAAUUUGCAACACAAAACAAUGAUUCUUACAACAGUUUUGAUGUUUCAGUGCCUUAGACAUUUAUUUGAAGAGAAAGAUAUAAUGCAUGGAGCUAAUGGAAUAAAAUACUUCUCAAUCAUAGUUGCGGUUGCAACAAGGACAAUUUUUAAGUUAGACUUCUUAAGGAUGGGACAAACUUUGAAGCUUGCAGCUAUAGUCACUUCAGUAGUUGCUACAGUUGGUGCUACGUAUUGGGAUAUUGUCCUAGAUUGGGGUCUUUUGCGUCGAAAUUCGAGAAAUCCUUGGUUGAGAGACAAGCUUCUUGUACCAAACAGAAGUGUUUACUUCAUAGCCAUUGUGUUGAACAUUUUACUGAGACUUGCUUGGAUGCAGACAGUGUUAGGCUUUACAGAAGCUCCGUCCCUGCAUAGAACAGCCUUGACUGCAAUAGUUGCAAGCUUGGAGAUUAUACGGCGUGGAAUCUGGAAUUUCUUCAGGUUGGAGAAUGAGCACUUAUACAAUGUGGGGAAGUAUCGCGCUUUCAAGUCAGUACCAUUACCUUUCAACUAUGAUGACAAUGAAGACAAGGAUGUAUAAACAUGAACGGCUCAGAAGAGAGAUGAAGUUCAAAUUCUUUCUGCAGAUAUAGUUUCUGUAUUUGUUAUUCUUUAAAUCAUUGAGGGAAGUGAGUUGUGGUGUAGAGUUGCAAGAAACAGAAAUGGAAUGGCAUGCUUGUACACAAAAACAAAAAUACAUCAUAGAAGGAUUUUGAUCACACAACGCUAUUACGAAAUUUUUGAUAUACAACAAUAUUCUUC
This is a messenger RNA of Pistacia vera, 2770 nucleotides long. RefSeq names its product phosphate transporter PHO1 homolog 9-like. Bases 138 to 2549 code for a protein of 803 amino acids. The transcript has 11 exons. The record is from RefSeq and is a predicted model, not a curated record. Gene Ontology annotation, cellular component: trans-Golgi network; Golgi apparatus; plasma membrane. NCBI's taxonomy places the organism in Eukaryota, Viridiplantae, Streptophyta, Magnoliopsida, Sapindales, Anacardiaceae. Gene Ontology annotation, biological process: phosphate ion transport; cellular response to phosphate starvation. Gene Ontology annotation, molecular function: inositol hexakisphosphate binding.